This is a messenger RNA of Alternaria novae-zelandiae, 3039 nucleotides long. RefSeq lists its product as uncharacterized. Bases 1 to 3039 code for a protein of 1012 amino acids. Gene Ontology annotation, cellular component: Swr1 complex; mitochondrion. The record is from RefSeq and is a predicted model, not a curated record. Lineage: Eukaryota; Fungi; Ascomycota; Dothideomycetes; Pleosporales; Pleosporaceae. The transcript is spliced from 4 exons. Gene Ontology annotation, molecular function: nucleosome binding.
AUGGCACCCAAAGGGUCUAAGAAGUCGGCGGCUGCAGCGCCCAACAAGACGCUCGUCCUGGACAAUGGCGCAUAUUCGAUCAAAGCCGGUCUAGUCUCGCCAGCCUCGGAGCCUACCUACGACGACUGCAGUGUCAUUCCCAACUGCAUCGCGCGCAGCACACGCGACAAGUGCACCUACGUCGGCGCCGAGCUCGAUUCGUGUAAAGACUUUGGAGAACUGGCGUUUCGCCGUCCAGUGGAAAAGGGCUUCAUUGUCAACUGGGAGGCGGAGAAGGCGAUAUGGGAGCAUGAGUUCAUGGGCGACGCCGUGGGGGAGGGGUUGAGGUGUGACCCGAAAGACACAAAUCUGGUCUUGACAGAGAAGCCAAACUGCCCGAAAGAGCUGCAGAAGAACUGCGACGAGAUCAUCUUCGAGCAGUUCGAAUUUGCGGCCUACUACCGGUGCGUUGGCGCGACACUCAAUGCCUACAACCCUCCCACCGCGUCCUCGUUGGCAUCGCUACCGCAAGAAUGCCUCCUCAUCAUCGACACAUCGUACUCAGACACGACCGUCCUCCCUCUCUACAAUGGCAAGCUCAUACAAUCGGCUGUGCGGCGGCUCACAGUCGGUGGGAAGCUGCUCACAAACUACCUGAAAGAGCUCUCUUCGCUGCGGCACUACAACAUGAUGGAGGAGACAUAUCUGCUCAACGAGAUCAAAGAAGCAGUCUCGUACGUCGUGCCAUCAUCGCAGCAGUUCGCUAAAGAUCUGGAGCGCACUUGGAAAGGACGGCUGGGAGAUAAACGAGAGGUGGAUUCGAGCAUGGUGGUCGACUAUGUGCUGCCGGACUACGAGAAUGCUAUACACGGGCAUGCGCGACCCCACGACCCUGCAAAAUCACGCAUGCGCAGAGGGCUACAGCCGCUGCAAGGACCGAGAGAAGAUCUGCUGCCUCUAGGCAAUGAGCGCUUCGCCGUGCCCGAGCUCCUCUUCAACCCUUCCGAUAUUGGCAUCCAGGAAGCUGGAAUACCUGGCGCCGUCAUGGAGUCGCUGAGCACACUGCCAGAAGCUCUAAGAAUCGGCCUGUUGGCGAAUGUUGUAGUGGUAGGCGGGAACUCGUUGAUUGCCGGCUUCAUGGAACGAAUGCAGACAGAGCUGAGGGCUCUGGUACCAGCCGAGUAUACGCUGAAUGUGGCGCGGGCAGAUGACCCGAUCAAGCACACAUGGCUAGGAGGAGCAAACGUCGCUAGCCAACCCGACUUGUUGAAGGAGUUGCUCGUGUCCAAAGCCGAGUAUGACGAGAGGGGCUCUACGUGGCUAUCCUUCCUGCUGCCGGGCAAACAGGACAAGAGAAAGCACCAGCAGUUCGUGCGAAGAUGGCAGAAGCGUCUUCUUGGCGACUCAGAGCCUAUUGGUGCACACGUCGACCCUUAUGAUCCCACAUCACCGGUCCGCAUAGCGCCUGAAGACCAGGGCGAGUACGAAGAGGUCCUUGACGAGGAAGCCUCAAGAUUCCCCCAAUACAAACCUGCGAAGUAUCUACGCGGCCUACAUCGGGUCGGUGGCGAGGAAUGGCUGCAGGAAAAGGUCGAAAAGGACCUGGCUAAGGAAUUCGAGAAACUCACGCUACGGACGUACACGCCACUGACACUGGACAUGGCCAAUGAGAUCGAAGAGCUCACGGGCACUCCGUACACUUUGAAGGACGAGAACCUGCUUAUGGCGCAAACUGUACACGAGAAGACCAAGCGCCCAUAUACCGACUACAACUUUGGCCUCCACGCCAAAGCUACCCGGAUUACCGAUAUGCGUGCCAGUUUCACACAAGCUGUCGCCGAGAUUUAUGCCCUGAAGCAGGCUGGUUUAGAUAUGGACCUAUCCAAGUUUGCCAACCGAGGUGUUUACGAUCGGCCACGCUGGGUCAAGGACAUCAAGUUAGUCAAGACAGAAAGCGGUGAGCUUGCUCUUGCCUUCCCCCAGCACAAGAGCUUGGAUGAUCUCUUGGAGACGAUGCAAACGGCACCCGCUUGGGAGGCUGAGCCAGAGGUAUCGGACGAGCUGCUCGUUGAAGAGGUCGUUGAGGAACUUGAGGAUGCCGGCCUUGCACAGGAGCAAGUACAGACCAUGGACCCCGACACACCAGCACACAAGAAAGCAGCAGUGGUCAAGAUGGAUGGCGAGAACAAGCCGUUUGACUUCAUGUCGAACCGCCCCGUCCCUCGCGCCAAGCCAGUUGAAGCGCCCGUCAAGGAGGCAAUUGUUGAGGAAGUGGUCGUUCAAGAAACUACGCCACCUCAAGUUGCUCAAGAUGUACCCCAAACCGAGCUUGUUGACCAUGCAGCCGACCCGGAGCCCGUUAACCAAAUCGCUCCAGCUGCAGCGAGCGAGUCGCGACAUGCUAUCCUCGAAGAGAGAGCGAAGCGUUUGGCGGCUGACUUUGCGGCUCUAAAAACCUCAGUUCAGCAGAGCAGCAGAGAUUCGUCUGCUAUCAAGCCUGAAGAGACGAAAUGGCGGCACGUUCCCGUCACUGACAUCAACGUCAAGUUCGCUCUUUACAAACGCCUUUACCAACUUACCGGCUGCCGCAUCUCCGAUCCACACCUCUCUUCCGCGAACACCCUAGGCGAUCUAUACAAUCAUCUAUUAGAGGCCGCCAAACCCCAGCCUACCAGUCUCUUCAGCGCUAUGCAUGUAGAAGGGCAGAAGGCACGUCAGCGAGCGAAGCAGCAGGCCACAUCUGAUGCCGACGCCAAGAGGAGGGCCGACCUGGGCGAUUUGAUUAAUCUGGGCAACGUCGAAUUGCGUCGCGUCAAGCCUACCAAGGUUGAGAAGCGCAGCAAGACUGGUCAAGACAAGGUCAUCAGCUAUGCUCUAUGGGAGCGUGGUCUGGGUUCAGGUAUACCGGCUAGGCUUGAACAGAUGAAGCAGAAGCAAUCGAGGGGAGCAAAGAAGGCACAACCCGAGCGUGGAACUGUCACCCCCUUAACCAGCAAGGCCGCCGGUUUCUUGCUCAGAAAGAGCGGUACCUUGCAAUCAGCACGCGCAAAAGCGGUGUAG